Molecule: messenger RNA, 1986 nt
Organism: Rasamsonia emersonii CBS 393.64
Lineage: Eukaryota; Fungi; Ascomycota; Eurotiomycetes; Eurotiales; Trichocomaceae
Product: Translation factor guf1, mitochondrial Precursor
Exons: 2
Coding region: 1-1986 (661 amino acids)
Biological process (GO): positive regulation of translation
Cellular component (GO): mitochondrion
Molecular function (GO): mitochondrial ribosome binding; GTPase activity; GTP binding
Source: RefSeq, a predicted model, not a curated record
AUGCGAGGAUGUCUGCGAGCGCUUCGAUGGCUGAGCACAUCGACCAGGCGCCCGACCUGCGGGCUGCUCCAACCUCCGUUUUCUUCGUCUGAGAGGAUCCGAUCCUUCACCACCUCUGUCGCGCGGCACGCGCAAAGUCCCAAGGUGGUAUCAGAACUCGAGCAACGGAUUGCGGCCAUUCCGAUCGAGCGGUUUCGCAAUUUCUGCAUCGUCGCCCACGUCGACCAUGGCAAGAGCACGCUGUCCGACCGGCUGCUCGAACUCACCGGCGUCAUCCAGCCGGGCGAAAACCAGCAGGUCCUCGACAAGCUGGACGUGGAGCGGGAGCGCGGAAUUACCGUCAAGGCUCAGACAUGCACCAUGUUAUACAACCACAAUGGCGAGGACUAUCUCCUCCAUCUCGUCGACACGCCGGGCCACGUCGACUUCCGCCUAGAAGUAUCCCGCAGUUACGCCAGUUGCGGAGGGGCACUGCUCCUGGUGGAUGCGAGCCAGGGAGUGCAGGCGCAAACGGUUGCCAACUUCUACUUGGCCUUCGCCCAGGGCUUAGAACUCAUCCCCGUCAUCAACAAGGUGGAUCUUCCCUCGGCAGAACCGGAGCGUGCCCUCGAGCAAAUGAGAAACUCGUUUGAGAUCGACACGGACAAUGCGGUGAUGGUGUCCGCCAAAACGGGACUGAAUGUCGAGAAAUUGCUUCCCACAGUUAUCGAGAAGAUACCAGCACCCGUCGGCGACCAGACUAAACCCCUUCGCAUGCUCCUCGUGGAUUCGUGGUAUUCCACCUACAAAGGUGUGAUCCUUCUUGUCCGGAUCUUCGAUGGAGAGGUUCGCGCGGGAGAUCAGGUGGUAUCCUUUGCUACUGGUCUCAAAUACUAUGUGGGUGAAGUCGGGAUCAUGUACCCUGAACAGACACCUCAGACGGUCCUACGCGCCGGGCAAGUGGGCUAUAUCUACUUCAACCCGGGUAUGAAACGAAUCCAGGAGGCCAAGAUUGGAGACACGUAUACCAAGGCUGGCUGUGAAAGGAUGGUGGAACCGCUUCCCGGGUUCGAAGAGCCAAAGGCGAUGGUCUUUGUGGCGGCCUAUCCGGUCGAUACAAACCAUUUCGAGCAUCUCGAAGACAGCAUCAACCAGCUCAUACUGAAUGAUCGGAGUGUCACGGUGCAGAAGGAGUCGUCGGAGGCACUGGGCGCAGGUUUCCGACUGGGCUUCCUGGGCACUCUGCACUGCUCCGUGUUCGAGGAUCGACUGCGGCAGGAGCACGGCGCGAGCAUCAUCAUCACUCCGCCGACUGUCCCGGUCAAGAUUAUCUACAAGGAUGGGAAAGAGAGCAUCAUCACCAACCCCGUCCACUUUCCGGACGAGGAGACCAUCCGCAACAAGGUUGCUGAGAUCCAGGAACCGUACGUGUUGGCCACGCUUACGUUUCCCGACGAGUACCUGGGCAAGGUGAUCGAACUGUGUGAAGCAAACCGGGGCAUCCAGAAGAGCCUGGAGUAUUUCACCCCGACGCAGGUGAUCCUGAAGUAUGAACUGCCGCUGGGCCAGCUGGUCGAAGACUUCUUCGGCAAGCUGAAAGGAUCGACGAAAGGCUACGCCAGUCUGGAUUACGAGGACUCGGGCUGGAAGGCGAGCAACAUUGUGAAGCUGCAGCUGCUGGUGAACAAGAAGCCGGUGGACGCGAUCUCGCGGAUGGUACACGCGAGCCAGGUGGAGCGACUGGGGCGGCAGUGGGUGACCAAGUUCAAGGAGCACGUCGAGCGGCAGAUGUUCGAGAUCAUCAUCCAGGCAGCGGUGGGCCGACGGGUGGUGGCGCGCGAGACGAUCAAGCCGUACCGCAAGGACGUGCUGGCCAAGCUGCACGCCAGCGACAUCACGCGGCGGAAGAAGCUCCUGGAGAAGCAGAAGGAAGGGCGGAAGCGACUGAAUGCGAUUGGGAAUGUGAUUAUUGACCAGAAAGCGUACCAGGCGUUUCUGGCGAAGUAG